Messenger RNA from Gadus chalcogrammus (walleye pollock), 3156 nucleotides. RefSeq names its product tyrosine-protein phosphatase non-receptor type 7-like. Lineage: Eukaryota; Metazoa; Chordata; Actinopteri; Gadiformes; Gadidae. The record is from RefSeq and is a predicted model, not a curated record. Gene Ontology annotation, biological process: protein dephosphorylation. Gene Ontology annotation, molecular function: protein tyrosine phosphatase activity.
GUGUGUUAGGAGUUUGUGCAUGUGUGCAUUCUGUACUUGUGUGUCUGUGUAUUCUGUGUGCGUGCGUUAGGAGUGUGAGCAUGUGUGUUUACUAUGUGUGUGUGUGUGUGUGUUGAGUGAGAGAGAGUGGGUGUAUUAGAGGAAGUGGAGAGGGUAGAAUAUGAGACGAACUCAAGAAGAGAAGUCAGAGAAGAGGAGAGCUAAGGAAGCGGAUUGUUGCUGACUUCCUGUGAUGUAACUUCCUCUAAGAAUCAGUCUGUCUUGGCCAGCAGGUGAAAGUAUCCCUUUGGCACGCCCCUGCUCAGUCUGCUGUCUCUAUUGGAUGAGCUCACCUGUCAGUCCCUGCAUGAGUUCCAGCCCCCCGGGAUGUGGCUGAUAGCUGCCGACCUCUGACACAAACACACACACACACACACACACACACUCACAAACACAAACACAUGCAAAUACGCACACACACAAGCACGCACAUUCGCACUAUGAGCACUCCGGCUGAGGUGGUACAACCAUCACGUGCUCCGACCAGACCUCAGAGUCGUCUCCUGGACAGGCGGGGCUCCAACUUGUCACUGCUGUUGGAUGUGACCAGCUUGGGGGAGGAGCCUGUGUGUUCUGUCUCCACCCCCAAGGAGGUGUGGCUACAGCUUUUACACACUGCCUCACGACCACUCACACACACAGAGCUGCAGCUGGCCGCCCUGGACACAACCACAUUGAACACAGAAUACCAGAAAAUUCCUCCAAACUUUGUGAACUCUGAAGAACUUAACAUCCCCGGGCACGCAAUCAAGGACCGCUACAAAACCAUCCUGCCUAACCCUGACAGCCUGGUGGUCCUCGGGAGCCUACAGGAAGAGGCGGGACCGGAGGGGGCGGGACCGGAGCGCUACAUCAACGCUAACUACAUCCGGGGCUACAGGGGGGCCCCGAAGGCCUACAUAGCGACCCAGGGUCCGAUGCUCCACACCCGGGGGGACUUCUGGGACAUGGUGUGGCAGGAGGGGAGCCGGGUGAUCGUCAUGGUGACCAGACUGAAGGAGGACAAGGAGAAAUGUGAGCAGUACUGGCCAGCCCCAAGAGGAGGGGAGGAGGAGGAGGAGGAGGAGGAGGAGGAGGAGGAGGAGGAGGAGGAGGAGAAGCAGAGAGUGAUGGAGAGGGCUUUUGGAAGGUUUCUCCUCAGAGUGAUUGACAGGAAGAUGGAUGAGCAUGUGACCGUCACUGACCUCGAGAUACAGCUGUCCUCAGAACGCCGUGUGGUCAGACAUUAUUGGUUCACGUCUUGGCCGGACCACCAUGUCCCAGAAUCCACUGCUCCUCUGCUGCGAUUGGUGGAGGAGGUGGAGACUUAUAACAAGUCCCUCCCACCAGCCAGCAAGCCAAUCAACAGCCCGGUACCAACGUGUCAACCAAUCAUUGUUCACUGCAGUGCGGGGGUGGGGCGGUCCGGCUGUUUCCUGGCCGCCAGCCUGUGCUGCCAGCAGCUCAGAGAGACAUCUCAGCUCGACGUCCUGGAGACUGUUUCCCAGCUGCGCCUCGACAGAGGUGGUAUGAUCCAGACGGACGAGCAGUACCUGUUCCUCUACAGCGUGAUGGCCCAGUUCAGCAGGCAGCUCACACUCUGCCCGGAGCAGGAGACCCCGACCCUGGACCAGGUCCAGAGCAGACCCGUGGACCAGGACCUCCUGGGACCCCCAGACCUCCUUCUGACUCCCCAGCUCCAGGGUCUCACGCUGGAAGCUCCCCCACUGAGGAACCCUGGAGAACAGAUGGAGAACCCCCCUGGGGGUCCGGAGAACCCUGGAGAUCCCGGGAGACCAACCUAGACCCACUUAGAGCCCAAGAUGACCCUAAAGACGAUCUACACCCACCCAGAGCCCAAGAGGACCCUGAAGACCAUCUAGACCCACUUAGAGCCCUACCCUGAAGACCAUCAGCCCCACUUAGACCCCUACACUGAAGACCAUCUAGACCCACUUAGACCCCUACACUGAAGACCAUCUAGAGCAGGGGUCUCAAACUCGCGGCCCGGGGGCCAAUUGAGGCCCGCGGGAUGAUAUUUUGUGGCCCCCUACGUAACAAAGUGUUAGUGUGGCCCGCGUGUUGUUGUCAAACGCACAUUUUUGCUGAGUCGCUUGCCACGCUUUUUUAUCACUUGUGAUAGGGUGACCAGAUGUCCCAGUCCUGCCGGGACAGUCCCAAUUUUGAGUUGCGUGUCCUGAGUCCCGACAAAAGCCAAAGGAAGCUUAAAUGUCCCGGUUUCCACCAACCACUAUGAAAUGUCCCCUGUUGUCAGCGAUUACAUAGCCAAGAUGAUCUAAUUAUAGCCUGAUCAUUAACUUAGAUUGGGACAGUUGUGCUACUUUUUUUGUGGAAUACUUGAUGUGGCACAGCCUGACCUAGACUCUACCUCCAGCGGCCCCCAGGUAACCAGGAGACCCCUGAUCUAGACCCACUUAGACCCCUACCCUGAAGACCAUCUAGACCCACUUAGACCCCUACCCUGAAGACCAUCAGCCGCACUUAGACCCCUAGAGGACCCUGUUUCUACUGAUGAAGUACGAUGUAUCUAGAGAUGCUACAAUACCACUUUUUUCCUUCCGAUACCAAGUAUCGGCCGAUAAAGAGUUUAUACCGAUACAGGCAGCAUCUAGCAUUUUAACCAACAAUAGCCCCUGUUCUUAUUGAAGGGUUCUCUUACGAUGACAGCAAAUUAUAGUCGGUUCAUUUACAUUUAUAAUACACCAUUCAAAUAAUACAUUCGUUUAGUUACGAGUUUCCCAUUCCGACUUUCCAUCGUUAACGAACGCAGCAUAACACUGCACGUGUUUGUGAUGUUCUUUCUCUGAUGUCGUGUGACGGUAUUGGAUCGGCACAAUGACUUAGACGGCGUACUCGCCGGUACCCGGAUGUAUCGGAGGAAUUUCCGAUGCUGGUAUUGGUAUCCGGAAAACUCUAAUUGUAUCUAUUGCUAAAGGACAUUGUAUCUAUUGAUGAAAUUUAUUAUAUCUAUUGAUAAAGAACAUUGUAUCGAUUGAUGAAAUUCAUUGUAUCUAUUGAUAAAGAUCAUUGUAGCUACUGAUAAAGUACAGUGUUAAAGUACAUUGUAUCUAUUGAAAUGGGUGGAGGGCGACAUCUGGUGUUGAAUUCGAGUCACUC